AUGGGCUCCAUCAACUUCCCCGGCGAAGAAGAGCGCAUUCUCAAACACUGGGAGGAGAUCAAUGCAUUCCACCGCCAGCUCGAGCUGUCCAAAGAUGAUCCCCCAUAUGUAUUCUACGACGGCCCACCAUUUGCAACCGGUACGCCGCAUUAUGGCCACCUCCUCGCCUCCACCAUCAAGGACAUCAUUCCCAGGUACUGGAGCAUGACUGGUCGCCAUGUGGAGAGACGAUUUGGAUGGGAUACGCACGGAGUGCCAAUCGAACAGAUCAUCGACAAGCAACUCCACGAGGAGAUUGGGUUGCGCGGCAAGGCUGCGGUGGACAAGAUCGGCAUCAAGGAAUACAAUCGUCGCUGCCGACAAGUCGUUCUCACGUACGCAGACGUCUGGCGACGGGUCAUCAGUCGAUUGGGACGAUGGAUCGACUUUGAUCGAGACUACAAGAGCAUGGAUCCGACAUUCAUGGAGACUUGUUGGUGGGUGUUUGCGCAAUUGUACAAAAAGGGCCUGGUGUACCAUGGUGCAAGAGUCUUGCCAUACAGCACCGCUCUGACCACUCCACUGAGCAAGAGUGAGGCUACGGAAGAGUACAGAGACGUCCAAGACCCCGCCGUCACCGUCUCGUUUCCCGCCGCUGGAGGCGACGUCAACUUUGUGGCAUGGACAACAACGCCGUGGACGCUUCCCAGCAACCUGGCCCUUUGCGCACACCCCGAAUUCGAAUACCUUGUCGUUCACGAUACCGACUCCGACAAAAACUUGAUCAUGCUGGAAGCGGGACUGAAAGUUCUGUACAAAGAUCCCAAAAAGGCAAAGUACAAAGUCCUCACCAAGGUCAAAGGUGGGGACCUGGCCGGGUGGCAUUACAAGCCCAUUUUCGGUUACUUCUACGACCAGUUCAAGGAGGUUGCGUUCAAAGUCCUGCUGGACGAGUACGUACAAGCGGACGAAGGUGUCGGGAUUGUCCACCAGGCACCGGCAUUCGGAGAGGAGGACUACCGCAUCUCGUGGCGGGAAGGAAUAAUCAGUGCCGAGCGUUCCCCUCCUAAUCCGCUCACAGCUGGUGGCGAGUUCACCAGCGAGGUACCAGAGUUCGAGGGGCAACAUGUCAAGGCCGCGGACAAGGAUAUCAUGAAGUGGCUUGAAAAGAAUGGGCGGCUGGUGCGCAAGUCGCAAAUCACGCACAGAUACCCGCACUGUCCGCGCUCGAAGACGCCGCUCAUUCAACGAGCCGUGCCGAGCUGGUUCAUCAAGGUCGAACCUAUUGUUCCACAACUGUUGGACAACCUCCAGCAAACACACUGGGUGCCGCGACAGGUUGGCAUGGGCCGCUUUCACAACUGGUUGGCAGCUUCAAGAGACUGGAACGUCAGCAGAAAUCGGUAUUGGGGCACACCGCUCCCACUGUGGGUUUCAGAGGACAUGAAGGAGGUCGUAUGCGUCUCAUCGGUUGCCGAACUGAAGCAACUCUCGGGCUAUGCCGGCGAGAUCAACGACUUGCAUCCGGACAGCGUUGAUCACAUCACAAUUCCGUCCAAACAGGGCAAGGGUACGCUGCAUCGAGUGUCCGAAGUCUUCGACUGUUGGUUCGAGUCGGGGAGUAUGCCGUAUGCCUCUAGCCACUACCCAUUUUCCUAUCCGGAAUUCGAUGCGUCAGACCCCGAAUCCGGCGCAUCCCCAACCAAGGGCCCCGGGAAACAUCUCUUUACAAAGUUCCCUGGCGACUUCAUCGCCGAGGGCCUUGACCAAACUCGCGGUUGGUUCUACACGCUGAGCAUCCUGGGAACCCAUCUCUUCGGCACGUUUCCCUACAAGAACUGCGUCGUGAACGGCAUCGUUCUUGCAGAAGAUGGAAAGAAGAUGUCAAAGUCCCUGAAGAACUUCCCGGAUCCAUCUCUGGUCAUCGAUCGGUACGGCUCGGAUGCUCUCCGACUUUAUCUCAUCGACUCUCCAGUGGUGCGGGCCGAAUCGCUCCGCUUCUCGGAAGCAGGCGUUAAGCAGAUUGUGUCUGGAGUUUUACUCCCCUUAUGGAACUCGUACAACUUCUUCGCGCAGCAAGCCGUACUGCUCAAAAAGAACACCGGGGCGGAGUUUGUCUUCGAUCCGGAGAUACAAAGGUCGAACGACAAUGUUAUGGAUCGAUGGAUUCUCGCGGCCACACAGAGUCUACUGCAGUACGUCAAGCAGGAGAUGGAAGCCUACCGGCUGUACACGGUGGUCACACGACUGCUGAAGAUGAUUGACGACACAACCAACUGGUACAUUCGAUUCAACCGUAGUAGGCUGAAAGGACAAGUUGCAGCGAAGCCUGCGACAAACGGCGUGCAAGCCAACGGUACGGCGUCCGCAGCGCAUGGUGCAGACGACGAAGCGCUGGAUACUCUCCACGCGCUCAACACUCUGUUCGAAGUCCUGUACACCAUGGUUCGAGCUCUGGCGCCCUUCAUUCCAUUCCUGUCCGACAACAUUUUCCAAAGACUGGCGCCCCACCUUCCCGAGUCCGUGACGCACGGCAAAGAUGUCCGAAGCGUGCAUUUUCUGCGCUUCCCCACUGCACGCGAAGAGCUGUUCGAUCCCGUGGUAGAGAGGCGUGUCGCUCGGAUGCAAAAAGUCAUUGAGCUUGGCCGGCUUGCACGCGAGCGGAGGACACUGACCCUCAAGACCCCACUCAAAACGCUAGUCGUGCUGCAUCAAGACCAAGAAUUCUUGGAUGAUGUCAGGACGCUGGAGCGUUAUGUGACCGACGAGCUGAAUGUACGAGACCUGGUCCUGACAAGUGACGAGAAGAGUUAUGGCGUCGAAUACAGCAUCCAAGCAGACGUGAAGAACCUGGGCAUGAAAUUUAAGAAGGACGCGGUGAAGAUCAAAGGAGCGCUUCCCAAGCUGUCGACUGCCGAGAUUCAAUCCUUCCUUGAGACUGGCGCCAUCACCGUCGAAGGCCAUCAAUUGAGCGCCGAGGACCUGCGGGUCAAUAGAGGGCUCAAGCAGAGUCCAGCGACGGCGAACCUCGAAGUGACGGUAGAAGGCGAAGUCAUGAUCCUGCUCGACGCUUUUGCGUAUCCGGAGCUUGCGCAAGAAGGGUUGGCGCGAGAAGUGCUGAAUCGCGUGCAGCGACUACGGAAACGGGCGGGGCUUGUUCCCACGGACGACAUGCAGUUAGCGUACGCAGUGCUCAGUCCGGUCUCGAUCGAGGGGGUGGACGGCGCGGCAGCUGGCGAGAAGGGCGCGAACGCCGAAGUGUCGAGGCUGGAGCAUGAGAGAGUGGUGGAGGAAAUGUUUGCGCAGCAGCAAUCGGCGUUCGCCAAGGCGGCCAACAAGGGGGUCGUCAGAGCGCAGGACGGCCAGGGAGCUGCUAUUGCCGAGGAGGAGGCGGAGGUGAAGGAGGUGCGACUGUUGCUGCGCCUUUUGAGGGCGUGA
Messenger RNA from Neohortaea acidophila, 3417 nucleotides. RefSeq names its product tRNA synthetases class I-domain-containing protein. The coding region runs from base 1 to 3417 and encodes 1138 amino acids. Gene Ontology annotation, molecular function: ATP binding; tRNA binding; aminoacyl-tRNA deacylase activity. The transcript has 2 exons. Lineage: Eukaryota; Fungi; Ascomycota; Dothideomycetes; Mycosphaerellales; Teratosphaeriaceae. Gene Ontology annotation, biological process: isoleucyl-tRNA aminoacylation. The record is from RefSeq and is a predicted model, not a curated record.